AUGAAGAGUAUUCUCGUUUUCCUCCUACUCACCUCCCUCCUGCACCAAGGAACAACCCUAGGUGUUGUUGUAUCAUCCUCCUCCAACCUCCAGAAAAGAGCCAGGCAACCCCUAAGAGCGAAGCACAACCGCACCUCCCACCCUCUCCAAGAGAUUCCACACUCCUCCUUCUCCCUCAGCCGCCUCAAGCUCACCUCCAACACUCAAUCAACAUAUAGCAGCACAAACUGGGCGGGCGCAGUGUUAAAAACCCCGCCUUCCCCAAAUGCAACCUACACUUACGUCUCAGCCACCGUCACAGUCCCAACACCAACUCCUACCUCCUCAACUCCCACCACCUAUCAAGCAGCCUCCGCAUGGGUCGGCAUCGAUGGGGCAACAUAUACGACAGCGAUCCUACAGACAGGAGUGGACUUCUAUAUCAUUGACGGAGAACCCUACACGGACGCAUGGUACGAAUGGUACCCGAACUUUGCGCUGUAUUACGACGAGUUCGCGGUGAAUCCGGGCGACGUACUUGUUGCGUCGGUGAACAUGACGGCGCCGGACCGGGGAGUGUGCAUGAUUGAGAAUGUAAGUACGGGAGAAACUGCGUCGAAGACGGUGACAGCGCCGAAGAGUACUGCGACGAUAGUGGGACAGAAUGCGGAGUGGGUGGUGGAGGAUUUUGCGUCCGGGGAGGAUCAGGUGCCGUUUGUGGGGUUCGGGGAGGUCAAGUUUGAAGGGUGUGAGGCUGUGGCUGAUGGAAUAGGAUAUCAACUGGAGGAGGCAACGUUUUAUCAGCUGGUAGACGCUGGAGGGAGUGUUAUUGCUCGAGUUGAGGCUGUGGAUGAUGAGUCGACAGUCAUCGUGGAGAGAGUGGUCUAG
Messenger RNA from Penicillium bovifimosum, 867 nucleotides. RefSeq names its product A4/G1 family peptidase. Gene Ontology annotation, molecular function: glutamic-type endopeptidase activity. Gene Ontology annotation, biological process: proteolysis. The record is from RefSeq and is a predicted model, not a curated record. Bases 1 to 867 code for a protein of 288 amino acids. NCBI's taxonomy places the organism in Eukaryota, Fungi, Ascomycota, Eurotiomycetes, Eurotiales, Aspergillaceae. The transcript has a single exon.